CGAAGUGAUGCAUGGAGCUGAUGGGGAUGGAGGAUGGGGGGUCGAGCGUCCUGAGGUCUUCCAUCAGAACCACGGGAGGACCACCACAGCAGCAGACGAAGACACAGGUCAGCUAAGACCAUGAGACUCUCAUCCGGCUGGACGAUACUUCUUCACCUGCUGAUUCAUGGAGCUGCUACAGUCUGCACAGUUAAGAAGCUGGGCGGCAACCCUGGAAGGUUUGCCAACGCCACCCUGGUGCGUCUGUCCGAGUUCUUGAGCGCCGGGUACAAGAAAGGAGUGAGACCCGUGAAGGACUGGAGGACGUCCACCAUCGUGGCCAUAGACCUCAUGGUUUACUCCAUCCUCAACGUGGAUGAGAAGAACCAGGUUUUGACAACAUAUGUGUGGUACCGGCAGUCUUGGACGGAUGAAUUCCUGGUGUGGGACCCGGAGGAUUUUGAUGAAGUCAAACAAGUCUCCAUGCCCACAGCUAACGUCUGGGUUCCCGACAUUCUCAUCAACGAGUUCGUCGACGUGGGGAAGUCUCCAGAUAUUCCUUACGUCUACGUUACACACGAGGGUCUGGUGCAAAACUACAAGCCCAUCCAGGUCGUCACCGCCUGCACCCUCAACAUCUACAACUUCCCGUUUGACGUCCAGAAGUGCAGCCUCACCUUCCAGAGCUGGCUCCAUACCAUCGAUGACAUCAACAUCACCCUGAUGCGAAGCCCCGAGAUGCUCAGGGACGACAAGAGCGUCUUCAUGAACCAGGGAGAGUGGGAGCUGCUGCACAUACUGUCCAACUACAAGAUCUUCAGCGUGGACAACGACGACUAUUACGCCGAGAUGAAGUUCCACGUGGUGAUCCGCCGCCGGCCGCUGUUCUACACCGUGAAUCUGCUGCUGCCCAGCAUCUUCCUGAUGGUGAUGGACAUCGUUGGUUUCUACCUGCCGCCGGACAGCGGAGAGAGAGUUUCCUUUAAGAUCACUCUGCUGCUCGGCUACUCGGUCUUCCUCAUCAUUGUCUCCGACACGCUGCCUGCCACCGCCAUCGGAACGCCACUGAUAGGCGUGUACUUCGUGGUCUGCAUGGCUCUCCUGGUGAUCAGCCUAACAGAGACCGUGCUGAUCGUUCGCCUGGUCCACAAGCAGGACCUGCAGCCCCCCGUGCCCCACUGGGUGAAGUACCUGGUCCUGGAGAGAGCUCCGGUUCUUUUCUGCAUCCACAAAAAGCACCGCUUCUGCGCCAGGCUGUCAUCUCAGGCGUCAGAGCUGGACCGCUACAAGGAGAACGACUACGGGACUGCCCAGUGCUCCCUCCACCACACCUGUGAGAUAGGCCAGAGGCUCAGCCAGCAGGACAGGGAGGGGGGGAUGCUGGGAUUUCGCCUGGCCCCACCCAGGGACAGCACCCCUCCUGUCAUGGAUAACAUCCUCCAGGAGGUGACGGCGAUUCGGCAGUUCCUGGAGAAAAGGGACCGGUGUCGGGAAAUCGCCAAGGAAUGGCUGCAGGUCGGCUACGUGCUGGACGUGCUGCUCUUCAGAGUCUACCUGGUGGCUGUGAUCGCCUACAGCAUCACGCUGGGUACUCUGUGGUCGGUCUGGCAGGUGGCCUGAGUUUCGCCUUCCACUCAGUGUGGGUGAAUUGGAAUUAAAAAUAGCAUCAGACGGCUCAUCUGAUAAAGGAGGCAUUCAUGAACAAGGAAAUUGCUCCAGCAGACGAGCCCUCAAUGUAAAUUCGGAGGGUGAGUCACUAAAAUGUCCUCAUAAACAUUAUGCUUUAGGCUCAAUAAAGUGAUUUGUAUCAUAGAUUCUCAAAGAUGGGGUCAGGGCCUCAUUUGGGAUCAUGGAUCAGCAAGUAUGGGCUCUUGAGAUCCUUUGCAGAAAUUAAACUAAACAAUAAAAAUGUUAAAGGUGAAGCAUAUUAAUGUUAUCAUUUUUGAAGAUAUAAAAACAUCGCUUAGAAAUAGACCAAACCAAACACGCUGGUUGUUGAAGCUGUUUGCAUUAUUAUUAUCAUUAUGUUGGUUGAUUAAUUUUGUAGAAAUGUUUAUCUAAUCAAGCAGUAGUUUGGGUCAUGUGUCCAUUCUGGUACUAGUUAAAGUUUGGGAACCUCUGGUUUGUAUGACUCAGAAGGCAUAUCAGGAACAUCACAAAAGCUUUCUGCUCCAAGGCAAACUGGCAUUCUGUCCCAAACUCCGUUAGUCAAUACGUAUCAAAAUAGGAGAUAAAAAAGGUUUAUUAGUGACAAGCAAAAUUUAAGAUGUUUUAUCUCAGGAAUCCCCAUCACUGCUGGGUCGAAAAUGACCAUUAUAUGACUCUAAGAUUAAAAACAAUAACCGUUUUGUUCAACCUUCAGAAGGUGAGAAACAAUGACACACUUGGUUACUACACAUGA
Messenger RNA from Fundulus heteroclitus (mummichog), 2380 nucleotides. It is a transcript of the gene htr3a, whose product is annotated as 5-hydroxytryptamine (serotonin) receptor 3A. The coding region runs from base 121 to 1599 and encodes 492 amino acids. NCBI's taxonomy places the organism in Eukaryota, Metazoa, Chordata, Actinopteri, Cyprinodontiformes, Fundulidae. Gene Ontology annotation, molecular function: transmembrane signaling receptor activity; neurotransmitter receptor activity; extracellular ligand-gated monoatomic ion channel activity. The transcript is spliced from 9 exons. Gene Ontology annotation, biological process: regulation of membrane potential; chemical synaptic transmission; monoatomic ion transmembrane transport. Gene Ontology annotation, cellular component: neuron projection; synapse; postsynaptic membrane. The record is from RefSeq and is a predicted model, not a curated record.